Messenger RNA from Molossus molossus (Pallas's mastiff bat), 294 nucleotides. It is a transcript of the gene CUNH2orf66, whose product is annotated as chromosome unknown C2orf66 homolog. The record is from RefSeq and is a predicted model, not a curated record. The transcript has 2 exons. The coding region runs from base 1 to 294 and encodes 97 amino acids. NCBI's taxonomy places the organism in Eukaryota, Metazoa, Chordata, Mammalia, Chiroptera, Molossidae.
AUGCCCAAAGCAUUCCUGCUGCUGUGUGUUGCCCUGGUGCUACUUGGGCCUAUACAUGGAGCCACCCUGAGAAAUAAAGAGAAAUGGAAGCCACUCAACAACCCCAGAAACGGAGAUCUUUUUUUCAGAACCCUUCAGGCAUAUUUCAAGGGAAGAGGUCUUGAUCUUGAAAGCUUUCCGAAUACUUUCACCAUGAGUGAGAACCCCAGACCUCUCUCUUUGCCAUCAGAACUUAUUGCUUCUGCGUUUGCUGAUUAUGAAAAGCAGAAAAAGCCCUUUCCCAGUUACCUCUGA